This is a messenger RNA of Mus caroli (Ryukyu mouse), 2667 nucleotides long. RefSeq names its product thiopurine S-methyltransferase (gene Tpmt). Gene Ontology annotation, molecular function: thiopurine S-methyltransferase activity. The record is from RefSeq and is a predicted model, not a curated record. Lineage: Eukaryota; Metazoa; Chordata; Mammalia; Rodentia; Muridae.
UUGGGCGGGGCCUUCGCCCCGGGGCGGGGCCUGUGAGUCCUUGCACAGCUCCCGGCUUACAAAAGCGUACUAGGGUCUGAGUGGCAAGCAGCUAGCUGCAGCCAAGGCACUGGAGACACCAACCUCAGAGACAAAAAUUGUCUACAACCCGUGGAUGGUACCAUGUCCCUUGAUAUGAAAGAGUACCCUGAUGCUGAGGUACAAAAGAACCGAGUACUAACCCUGGAAGACUGGCAAGACAAGUGGGUGACCCGUCACAUCUCAUUCCAUCAGGAGCAAGGGCAUCAGCUAUUAAAGAAGCAUUUGGAUACAUUUCUUAAAGGCCAGAGUGGACUGCGAGUGUUUUUCCCCCUCUGUGGAAAAGCUGUUGAGAUGAAAUGGUUCGCAGACCGGGGACACACUGUAGUCGGUGUGGAAAUCAGUGAAAUUGGGAUUCGGGAAUUUUUUGCAGAACAGAAUCUUUCCUACACAGAAGAACCACUUGCCGAAAUUGCUGGAGCCAAAGUAUUUAAGAGUUCUUCAGGGAGCAUUUCCUUAUACUGCUGCAGCAUUUUUGAUCUUCCCAGAGCAAACAUCGGCAAGUUUGACAGGAUUUGGGAUAGAGGAGCAUUAGUGGCUAUCAAUCCAGGCGAUCAUGAUCGCUAUGCAGAUAUAAUACUGUCCCUACUGAGAAAAGAGUUUCAGUACCUUGUGGCUGUCCUUUCUUAUGAUCCAACAAAACACGCAGGCCCACCAUUUUAUGUUCCAUAUGCUGAACUUAAAAGGUUAUUUGGUACAAAAUGCAGCAUGCAAUGCCUUGAAGAGGUAGAUGCUUUGGAAGAAAUGCAUAAAGCCUGGGGACUUGACUACCUUUUUGAAAAAUUGUAUCUCCUUACAGAGAAGUAAAAAAAACCAGCCUGGUAGUGGAGCACACCUUUUAUCUCAUCAGGCUAGCCUGGUCUACCAGUGAGUUCCAAGACAGCCAGAGAGACCCUAUCUGGAAAAACCAAAUAGAAAACCAACCAACCAAACAAACAAAAGACACCCAAUCAAUCCCUGUAUGAAUUUUUUGAACAAUUAAAAAUUAUGUUGAGGGUUAAUGUCUUAGCCAUGGUUUCUGUUCCUGCACAAAACAUCAUAACCAAGAAGAAAGUUGUCACACAGCAGCUUCACACCAGAGUCUUCUAGAAUGUUCUCUGAAACGUUUAGGCAACUCAGGUUCUGACUGUUCCUGAGGAUAUCAGCCAGGUCCUAGCAGCCUCCAGUGAUGAGACAGGCUCUCACCCUUAGUGACACAAGUGCGCUGUCUGAGCCAUACACUCGCUGGCUGCUUCUCCAUGUCCUUGUCAUGCAGCUCCGACUCCUGUUUGGUGACAUCCCAUCCCAUCCCCUCUAAGCUGUCAGUGCUAAGUGGUUUUGCAGGUUGGGAUGGGAUAUCCUGCGUGGGAGCUGAGGGACUGGGCUGCUCUCUGGAGAUCAGCCCAGCUAGGCUUGCUGUCUUCAGUUGCUUCACAUCUUGAGAGCAGAAGUAGAAGAUGUGGGAGAAUUUGCUCUGGAACGCCAGGCCUUCUGACCAGACAGGGGUUCAAUUUUUCAACAUAAUAGUCUUGCCGAUUCCAGCCCACGUGUGGCUUCUUUUCAGUUCCCUUUGGUACAAGAAGGUUCUCAAGAUGAUCAUAUUCAUCCUGGAAGAAAUUCUGAAUACUGAUGUUGAACUUUCUAGAACAAUCAUGGGUCAGCUUCUCCUUUAAAUGAGCUCGAUAUAUUGUUGAGUGUGCAGCAAUCUCUCCUGUUGCCCUCUCUCUCGCUCUCUCUCUUUUAAUUUUUUUUUAAAGUAUAUGAGUACACACUGUAGCUGUACAGAUAGUUGUGAGCCUUCAUCUGGUUGUUGGGAAUUGAAUUUAGGACCUCUGCUCACUCCACUCAGCCCCCUUGCUCAGGCCCAAAGAUUUAUUAUUAUAAAUAACUACACUAUAAGCUGUCUUCAGACAGCACCAGAAGAGGGCAUCAGAUCUCAUUACAUGUGGUUGUGAGCCACCAUGUGGUUGCUGGGAUUUGAACUCGGGACCUUCAGAAGAGCAGUCAGUGCUCUUACUUGCUGAGCCAUCUCUCCAGUCCCCUGUUGCCCUCUCAGUAAGAUCCUUCCCAUUGGUCUUCUGAAGGAUGAGGGUCUUAUAACCCACACCCACAGUGACAUGCCUACUCCGACAAGGCCACACCUUCUAAUAGUGCCACUCCCUUGGCUGAGCAUAUACAAACCAUCACAGUUAAAAAUACAAUCACUUAAUUUUUCUUCUCAUGCAACAUUCAGAUCUUUGCUCACUACUUUUUAAAAAUGAAAUCACACACUAAAAUGUUAUAAGUCAAUCAAUCCUUUAAAGAUUGUAUGACUAGUAGCAGAACAUUAAGUACUCAUGUGUCUUUUUAAUAGUCAGCUUGCAUUUCUUCUAUAACUAAAAAAACAAAAACAAAAAAUAAUGCUUUUAACUUUAAACAACACAUUCUGUAUGGAAAUAUAACAUUUUAACAGGAUUUGGGAUAGUCUAAAUUUUGUAUUAAACAUUAUACUUUGCUAUAGAUCUUAAUCUACUUAGGACCCGGAACUACAUCUUCACCGGCUUCUCCACUUGUAUAAUUCUAUAUGUGACAGAAUCAAGAAAUGUAAAAAAAAAAAAAAAAAAAAAAAAA